AUGUCCGCCGCGGACCUCGUGGCCUGGAAGAGUGCUGGACAUGAUUUCCCCUGUGCAUUCCUCGCGUCCAGCAGUGACGGCGCCGAUGGGUGCCGCCUGGCGGUCUCCCCGGGAACUACUCCCGGCCACGCUCCCCACGCGCUGUCUGCUGGCGGCUCUGGGCCACUCCCGCACACCUGCUACAACCUGCUCUUCGCCGCCGCGGUCGUGCUCAGCUGCGGCAAGGCCACCGCGGACGGGAUCAGCACGCAGAGCAGCGACCCUCUGGUGGAGCACUGCUUCGUCGCGUGCACCUGGUGCUUCUACUCCACGGCGGUCGCCUACCUGCUGGUGCCCCUGCUCAGAGGUCGCCAGGUCACCGGGCGCGUCUUCGCGAGGCUGGCCGAGGUGGACCGGCUCCUGGUGAAGCAACCCGUCACGCUCUACCGGAGAAUGAUAAUCGUGCAAGCACUAGUCAUUACAGUAACUUUCGCAACAUGUGAGCCUAACAAGUGUUGGGCAGCAUUGAGUCAACGUGAAUCAAGAUCCUUACUGUUUUAUUCAUGCUUGUUAUUGAGAGUUUAAUGCUGCUUACUUUAUAGAAUAAAAUUGUGUUUGUGGCUC
This is a messenger RNA of Bacillus rossius redtenbacheri, 603 nucleotides long. RefSeq lists its product as uncharacterized. Lineage: Eukaryota; Metazoa; Arthropoda; Insecta; Phasmatodea; Bacillidae. Bases 1 to 564 code for a protein of 187 amino acids. The record is from RefSeq and is a predicted model, not a curated record. The transcript is spliced from 3 exons.